Molecule: messenger RNA, 1151 nt
Organism: Coffea eugenioides
Lineage: Eukaryota; Viridiplantae; Streptophyta; Magnoliopsida; Gentianales; Rubiaceae
Product: protein FAR1-RELATED SEQUENCE 5-like
Exons: 4
Source: RefSeq, a predicted model, not a curated record
GUACCCGUCUUUACACCGAUAGAUAACCUGGCAACUGCCAGCGCAGAUAGGCGGCCUUGGCUUGGGGGGCUGCCUGACGCCCAACCCCAAACCAGCUUGGAUGCUGGAGCUGCUUCAGUGAACAGUUCCGCAGAAAGGCAGCCUGGUGCAAGCGAAGAGAUCUCAGUUCAAGAACCAUAUGUUGGGAUGGAGUUUGAUUCUGAAGAUGCUGCAAAGGAGUUUUACGAUGAUUAUGCAAGGCAUCUAGGGUUUGUCAUGCGUAUUGAUCAGUGCCGGCGUUCAGAGGUUGACAAGAGGAUUCUUUCCCGGCGGCUUUCAUGUAAUAAACAGGGUUACUAUGUCAAAAUGAAAGACCAAUACGGUCCAGUUCGGAAGCCACGCUCCAGCACUAGAGAAGGUUGCAAGGCAAUGAUGUUGGUAAAGGUUAAUAAGUCUGGUAAGUGGGUGGUAACCAGAUUUGUGAAGGACCACACUCAUCCAUUGGUUGCUUCUAGUCGAACUUGUCGAACUGCCAUGGAUCACAAGGACAGGAAAAUACAGGAACUGACACUGGAGUUGGAGCGCCAGGACAAACUGUGUGAUCUUUAUCAUGAACAGAUAAUCACAUUCUUGCAAAGUGUAGAGGAGGAAACUGGGCUUCUGUCAACCAAGAUUGAAGCUGCUGUUAAGAAUGUCAUGGAAAUGGAGGCAGAAGCUAAACAGCAAUCAAACCUGCAACAAGCGCAUCUUCAGUAGAUACCAUACUACUUCUGGGAAAAGAAAUGCGGCUGUUGGUUGUGGAUAUUAGGGCAUUAAGCAGUAUCAAAUGUAUAUGGGCAGAGUUAUUGUAAAUGAAUGGCAGAACAGCCAAGCUAUUCAGCAAUGUGGGGUGCAUCCUUCCCCUAUUUGUACAAGAGGAAGGAGGAACAAAGCCUGGUCAGAGGCUUCUUUUGCAUGAGUUGGGAAUAAGGACCUGGCUUGUGGGCUGGUGUAAUAGAAAUGUAGAUUGGAGAAACAAACUGAAGUCGAUUUCUGUUUGUGCGAAAUGAUCAGAUUGGGAUUCGCUGGCACAGUACUCAUUUGAUGCUAUAGGUGGGUGAAAUUAUGUAACCUUCCUCUGUUGAAUGCGGUAUCAUAUUUCCAACACCGGAUGCCAAACUGUUGUUUGCGCC